Molecule: messenger RNA, 1487 nt
Organism: Schistosoma margrebowiei
Lineage: Eukaryota; Metazoa; Platyhelminthes; Trematoda; Strigeidida; Schistosomatidae
Source: the annotation of a GenBank genome assembly
AUGGAUGCAAAAAGAAGUGGCCUUGAAUUUAACAAAACUGCUGAAAAAGUGGUUAUGGAACCAUAUAGUUACAUAUGUAGUACAAAUGGGAAAGGAAUUCGCAGUGCAUUGGUGGCAGCUUUUAAUUACUGGCUGAAAGUUCCUGAAAGCGUUUUGAGUAUCAUAUCGAGUGUAAUCCAAAUGCUGCACAACGCCAGUUUGAUUAUUGAUGACAUCGAAGAUGGUUCUCACUUACGGCGUGGUAAACCAGCUGCUCAUUGUAUUUUUGGAGUCGCACCGUCUAUCAAUUCCGCAAACUAUGCUUAUUUUCUUGCUCUAGAAAAAUUAUCUCUACUAGAACGUCCUGAAUCGGUAAAAAUAUUUACAGAGCAAAUGCUUGUAUUGCAUCGUGGACAAGGUAUGGAUAUAUUUUGGCGCUCCUCUUUUAAGUGUCCAUCAGAAUCAGAAUACGAGGCUAUGGUAUUAUGUAAAACUGGUGGUCUGUUCAGUCUAGGUGUUCGUCUAAUGCAAUUGUUCUCUGAAAAUCAAACAGAUUAUAAACCUCUUUUGGAUGCGAUUGGUCUGUUUUACCAAAUUCGUGACGAUUAUGCAAACUUAGUUGAUUUAAGUUAUCAUAGAAAAAAAACAUUCGCAGAAGAUUUAACUGAAGGAAAAUUCAGUUAUCCUAUUGUUCGUGCCAUUAACGAUUAUCCUGAUGACAACCAAGUGAUGAAUAUUCUCUCACAGCAUACCUCAAAUUCAUCAUUAAAACUUUAUUGUGUUAAACAUUUGUUAGAGUUGGGUGCAUUAGAACAAACUGUAUUGAAGUUAGCUAAGUUGGAAGAAAGAUGCAGUCAGUUGAUUGUGAAGUAUGGCAAUAAUCCCUUGCUUUCUGAGGUAAUCCAAAAACUAACUGACCUACAUCGUACACCUGAUGGACAUUUACGGUUUAUUACACCAAGGGAUCUCAACUAUGACUCAUUAGAUCACAAUGAGAUAUCUAUUGCUAGCGAUCAUAUUGAUCCUAUUCCUAAAUGAGAGAUACAGUAAUAAUGAUAGUGGAUGUGAAAUAUAUAAAAAUUUAACAAAUUAACUACACUUUUUUUUAUAUUUUAUUUUAUUAUUUAUUCUCUGAAGAAGUGACUUACACUAAGUCACGAAACGUCAGAAAAUCCAAUUUUCUACUCAUUGGGAUAUUACAAAUAUAUUAUUUUUAUUUAUAACUACACUUUGUUUGUUUCCAAUUGAGUGCGGGAAUAACCGAUCUAUUUAUCAAAAUUUAUUUGCAACACUUAUAAUUAAAUAUGUGCAUCAGUAAAAUAUAUUCCACGAUAUCUUUUUUUAUACUACACUGAUGGAAUUGUUUCGUUUCAGUUUUGUGUUUACCUUUUUUUUGAAACUGUGAUGAUAAUUUCCACCUCUGUAUCAUUUUCUUUAUCUCUUUGCUUUGUAUUUUAUUCCUUACAUUUUUAUACAUUUGAUCUCUUUCCUUUAAUUUAUGUAAACAG